This is a messenger RNA of Nymphaea colorata (pocket water lily), 1534 nucleotides long. Its product is annotated as F-box protein SKIP28-like. The transcript has 2 exons. NCBI's taxonomy places the organism in Eukaryota, Viridiplantae, Streptophyta, Magnoliopsida, Nymphaeales, Nymphaeaceae. Gene Ontology annotation, cellular component: cytoplasm. Gene Ontology annotation, molecular function: protein binding. The record is from RefSeq and is a predicted model, not a curated record. Bases 167 to 1330 code for a protein of 387 amino acids.
GGCAAAUCAGAGGCAUGAAAAAUGAAAAAUUCCUAAUAUAAACGACCCCGAAUUUUGAGGCCAGGGUCUUCUUGAUAAGACAUCAAUUCUUCCAAAACUUCGGUCGCCAUUCCGUCGGAUUGCGGCCGCUGAAUCUAUUCUUCGGCUUCUACCCGUCACCAGCUACAUGGUUUCUUCUCUGCACGACGCUCAUUGCGCAGAAGAAGAAAUGAGAGCGAACGACGAUGUCAAUAUCCCAUUUGGGAAGGAAGCGACGGAUUUGGUUGAGGUACAGGAUAAUUCCGAUGCGUGCGACCAUCACAAAACUUCAAAAGCCUCUUUUCCGGACGGUUUCCUUAUCGCGGACGAAUCGUUCCUAGCCUCAACCUCAUCGGAUUGGACGCCUGGAAAUCCAAGCCGUCGGAGCUCGUCUGAGUCGGAUUCGAGGUCGGAUCGCUCCGGGGAGGCCAUUGUUGAUCCGGGUGUUCCUCAUGAGGGAAUGUUCUUCGUCCUCGCCUAUCUAGAGCUCAGGGAUCUCUUAUCCGUCCGGAAGGUAUGCAGAUCCCUGAGGGACGCGGUUAACGGUGACCUGUUGCUGUGGCGGGACAUCUGUGUGGACCGGCCAUUGAGUUGGAAGCUGACGAACGACGCCCUAGCGCAGAUAACAGGAAGGGCACAGGGUAACCUUCGGUCAUUGACAUUGAGGAGUUGCUGGAUGGUGACUGACGUUGGUCUCCACAGAGUGAUAGCUGAAAAUCCACGCAUCUCUGAGAUUUGCCUACCCGGGUGUGUUCAUGUUACUGCUGAUGGUAUAGUGAAAGCAGUGAGAACACUUGCUGGCAUAAUGGGUGAUGGUCCACUUCCCUUGAAGCGCUUGGCUCUUCAUGGCCUUCAGAAUCUUACUGCAGAACACGUUGGCAUCCUGAACUCAAUGAUAAAGCAUAGCCAACAGAAACAAAUGCAUAGAUAUUAUGGCUUCAGCCAUUCUUUCACGCAAGGAAACGAUCACCAUGGUGUGAUUGAUGUCGAUGUCUGUCCAAAAUGCGAGAAGGUGAGCCUCAUAUUUGAUUGCACGAGGAAAGAAUGCAUGGAGAAGAGGCAUCAUCGGCUCCUCCAAUGUCGUGGGUGCUCGCUCUGUAUAGCAAGGUGUGAUGAUUGUGGGGGUUGCCUCAGAUGGGAUGAGUUUGGACAAACCUUCUGCGGAGAUCUGUUGUGCGAAAAAUGCUGGUUGCAGCUCCCAAAAUGCAGGUUUUGCAAUCGAUCUGGUUGCCGCAGGAAUGUGAAUCACUCAUUGAUGGAGACUGAAACUGGGCCCAUCUGCCAACAUUGUUGCGAUUCAAUCAAGAAUUGAUUCUGUGCGCUAGGUUUCAGAGGUGACAAUCAUGUGAGCAUGCAACUUCAGCUGUACCGAGUGUCAGACCUUGUGGUUUUUCUCCUGCAAGAAGACACCAUAGAGCUUCGUUUGGAGCUAAAUUUUGUAGAUACAAACGCCCCUUUCCUCUUCCAGACGAAUUUAUAUAGCUUUUGCAGUAUAAAAUACUUAUCUUCUUGUUUC